Anolis sagrei ordinatus is the source of this 1205-nucleotide messenger RNA. It is a transcript of the gene C4H1orf210, whose product is annotated as chromosome 4 C1orf210 homolog. The record is from RefSeq and is a predicted model, not a curated record. Lineage: Eukaryota; Metazoa; Chordata; Lepidosauria; Squamata; Anolidae. Gene Ontology annotation, molecular function: protein binding.
CUCCCACAGUACACAGACCAGGAAGAAAAAGUCUUUGAGCACGAGUGAGAAAGUCAGAGACGACACACACAACCUGGCAUAAUUCCUCAGCAAAAUGAAAGAUGCCUGGUACCUCUGGGUCUCAACCACACUCUGUAUCUGGAUCCUGGUAUCAGGACAUCCCUGCAGCAUUGAUGAGCAGGGCUGGGCUGACUGCAGUGGAAAAAGCCUUCUCCAUGUUCCCAAAUCCCUUCCCAAGCACAUCACCAACCUGGACUUGUCUUUCAAUUCUUUAACGGUGCCUCGACAUGGAACCUUUCUGAGAAGUUUUCCAUCUCUUCACUCUCUAAACCUCACUGGCAAUGCCAUUCCUACACUCUAUCCGUCCCUCUUUUUUAACCUUGCUACUCUCUACCUAUUGGAUUUAAGCAACUGCAGCAUUUCCCACGUGCACCCAAAGAGCUUCUUUGGUUUAAAAACCCUUCACACACUCCUCCUGAAAAACAAUAAACUCCAAUCUCUGGAUAUCUCCAUCUUUCCUGGUUCUGGAGCCCUUGUCUUUCUGGAUGUGCAAAACAACAAGCUGCCUUAUACAAAUGAACUUGCUGCAUUAUUUGUACAAAAAAUCUACCACGUCAACUUUCAGGGGAACCCUUGGAUGGACAAUUCCUCCACCAUUCCUUUCCAAGAUGCACAAAGACAAGAUAAACAAACCUUCUAUGAGUCACACCCAGAACUCAGGACUCAAAAGAUAAGGAUACUGGAUGAUCAGGAACUGAGCCACAGAGCAAAAAUUCGGGUCCCUCGAAGUGUAUCAGUUGCACCUGAGAAUGUCUCAUCUACUAGCACACCUCCCGUUGAGAAGACUGGGAGGAGCUGGCCAUACUUUGCUGGUUUUGUUCUUCUGGCAGCUGGGAUAUCCAUCCUGAUUGCACUGGUUGCCAAAUGCAUAUUGUUCCGGAGGAACCGGGCAAGUUACCAGCACCAGCGGCUUCCAGAUUCCCGCUCUGUUGGAAGCAGCCAUGCUGAGGAAGCUGACAUGGAGGUGGCUUACGGCAGGAAUCAGCCUGGUGCAGGCUGUCCUGCUGACGAUGACGACGGUUUCAUUGAGGACAACUACAUUGAGCCCAACAGAGACAUGCGGGAAGAAGAAGAGGAGGAAGAUGUGGAAGUGGAGGAGGAAGAACUGGAACCACAUUUCAAAAUUUGAGAACCCAUGUGGAAUC